Messenger RNA from Phaedon cochleariae (mustard beetle), 1435 nucleotides. Lineage: Eukaryota; Metazoa; Arthropoda; Insecta; Coleoptera; Chrysomelidae. The record is from the annotation of a GenBank genome assembly.
AUGGUGAAGCGUGAAGUGAAUAAUUUCUCUUUUGUUUGUAUAGCUGGUUGCCUGUCUGCGUCCCUGGGUGUGCCGCCGCAAGCGAUGUGAAUGUAACCAUAACAAAGUCAAUGCCUGAAAUGUUGUAAUGUUUAUUUUUAUUUACUGCCAUCACUAUUUUUUCAUUACACUGAAUGCGCGAUCGAUGGAUCUGAAUAAUCCUUAUGAUAAGGUAAUAAUAGAAAGUCGCGAGAAAUGUAUUAUCAAUAUGUGGAAAAAGACACGAAUCAAGUCAGUUCGGCAUGGAAAGUUCUCCAUGCAUUAAUAUUUUUGACAACCUUCGUAUGUUCUUUGAUAUCAGCAUACGCCUUCGAUAACUUAUUAAAAAAUUUCGAUCACCGCUGUAUCCUCUACGCUUCGCCAAAUUUGGAACUAGAAGAAAUCGUAUUCAAAUCAAAUUCCACAAUAAGAAACUCCGAUACAGAAAUAACGAAUAAAAGCUCCGAAAUUGCUGCUCAAACGAUCAGCGGACCUCAUUUGACAACGAAGUCUUCGGAUUUACAACUCAACAAAUCACAGAUAGACUGGUCGACAGCCAAAAAGAUCCCUGGACUCACGGACAUUUUCGAAGUGGAUGAUCAAAUUUGGUUAAAUAAUGAAACGCUAAGUGGGAAAAUUGUCAUGAAGCGAUUAGGAACGACGUUUGGGAGUUACGCAAGAUGCAGUACCGUUUUAUUCGUACCUCUUCUGUCGCUGGUCGUUUCAGCGGUGUUUGGAGCCAUUGUAGUACUAUGUGGAAGAGGAGGGAAAGGUUACAAAACUGAUAUUAUGUCUGGUUCAUGGUCGUUCGUCUACCCAGUGAUAUUCGUAUCAGCUAUGAUGACUAUUCUGAGCAUAAUUGCUGCAAUUCCAGUAAAUGAUGGCUUGCAAUCAUUUUGCUCUAAUUUUGAAAACUUCACAGGACAAUCACGCUGUAAUAAGUUGAUGAACUACUUCACUUUGGAUGGAGACCAAGUUUUCACUGAGUUUUGGGAAAUGUGCGCCAUCUGUAACUACAGUUUCAGCUUUGGGGUGCUUCUUUGGACAUCGCAAAUCUCCAUUACGAUUUUGAGAUGUCUACGAGUGGUUGAUUUUCAAUUCAAUUCCAUUUCCAUCGAAAGCAAAAAUGAAGAGGAGAGUAACGAGACAAAAAGCCAGAAAAUUCACGAAGCAGUAGUACAAGCAUUUCCUGGAGCAAAAGCGGUCACUCAAAUAUUGAAUGGAGGUCCUGAAGAAAUAGCUAUUCAUUGUCACGAUCAAGACGAGGUUACUCAAGUCUAGUACAAAAACAUAAAAAUUGUCACUCACUUUUUCAAGACUAAUCAUCUCACCAAUUCAUUCAAAAUAGAAUGUAUAAUUAUUUAAUUUAUUAUUCUUUAUACUUGUUAUGACGAAUUAUAUUGCAAUUUUAAUCUUC